AUGCAAAGUGUAGCAAAGGAGAAAGGACUCUCAGUCUCACAAGCAGUAUUCCCCAUGAUAGGAUCAAUCCUAGGAUCAGGGAUUUUAACACUUCCACGGGCAGUUGAAUUCUCGGGUUAUAUGAUAUCCGGGCCCAUUCUUGCCUUCAUAUCAGCGAUAUGCGCCUUUACCUUGUUCCAGCUCGUGCACUGUGCUAAGAACUUAGACGACAGCGAUCCCUCGUAUUUCAAAGUGUGCCAGAACACAUUCUCUCUGCUUGGAUACAUAGCAGAAGGAAGUAUUGGGGCGCAGGGCUUUGGCUCUAUUUUUGUCUACUUCUUAAUUCUUCGAGGAUGGAUCUCGGGCAUGCUUGGGAUCGAGGAGAAAAUAAAAAGUUUUCCAUACAAUGUGCUGUUCAGCAUAGGACUUAUUCUUUUUCCAACGUUCCUAGCCAUGCAAAAGAACCUGAAGAAGCUUGGAGUUAUGUCGAUUCUCUCCACUAUUUCAGUUUCAUUCCUUUCGCUUAUUGUCUUAGUAUCGGGAGCCCUUGCUCUUUUUCUUCCAGACAACAACAUCAAGCGGGAUGUGCUGAAGAAAACAACUAGCAGCCCUGCUGACAUCUUUGCAGCGCUUUCAUGCUACAUAUUCGGUCUGGGGUGCCAGCAAAACAUGGUGCGUGUGUUUUCUCUUAUGGAAAAGCCAACAAAGGCAAACGGUGCUAAAGUAGGCAGCUAUGCAAUUCUUGCUGCCUCAAUUGCAUACUUCCUGGUUGCAAACGGUGGAUACAUUGCAGGCGGAAACGGUCAAGACAGGUCCACUCUGGACAUACUCAUGGACAAGGAUAGAUACUUUUACAAGGUUGUCCACAGCAACUUUGGGCCCGGCAUGGGAGAUAUGUACUUCUAUUUGAUUUCUUUGUCUAAGAUGGCCAUGUCGGUUGUGCUGCUUGGGGCAUAUCCUCUGCAGAUGCACCCGACAAGAGACUCUGUAAUCUCCUUCCUGAACUUAUUGGCUAAAAAGCAGAUCGAAAGCAACAGGCGGCUUACUGAGAUAGCAGUUACUGGGGUGAUAACCCUUGCAAUUUUCCUUCUUUCCUUCGGUGACUUCAAGUACACCUUUGUAAUGAACUUAAUUGCAAACACUGCUAGCUGCUAUAUUAUGUUCUCUCUUCCCAGCAUUGCAUACAUUGCAUCGCAAAAGAAGAAGCUUUCUUUUACUUUGAUUUCAUGGGGUAUACUAGUAGGAAGUAUUCUGUUCUCUCUUUUUGGAACAUAUAACUUAUUUGCUGUAUAA
Molecule: messenger RNA, 1272 nt
Organism: Nematocida ausubeli
Lineage: Eukaryota; Fungi; Microsporidia
Exons: 1
Coding region: 1-1272 (423 amino acids)
Biological process (GO): amino acid transmembrane transport
Molecular function (GO): amino acid transmembrane transporter activity
Source: RefSeq, a predicted model, not a curated record